CAUCUUGGGCUCUUCAGCUGCAGGGUCCCUCGCCAGCUACGUGGUAACCAGAGCCGAGACACAGAAAUGCUCCGAUUUCUGGAUUUACCUGGAGACAGGCAAGUCCCCACAGGAGUUCGCCAAGGCUGGUAGUGUUUCUCAGCCCGCAGAAAAUCUGCCCAGCCCAGAGGACAGAGAGAGCACAGCACCACCAGUGAGGAGGAACAAAUAUGGGGACGUUGUGGAGUAG
Balearica regulorum gibbericeps (East African grey crowned-crane) is the source of this 229-nucleotide messenger RNA. The record is from RefSeq and is a predicted model, not a curated record. NCBI's taxonomy places the organism in Eukaryota, Metazoa, Chordata, Aves, Gruiformes, Gruidae.